Molecule: messenger RNA, 798 nt
Organism: Juglans regia (Persian walnut)
Lineage: Eukaryota; Viridiplantae; Streptophyta; Magnoliopsida; Fagales; Juglandaceae
Exons: 1
Coding region: 1-798 (265 amino acids)
Source: RefSeq, a predicted model, not a curated record
AUGGAGGAUUUGGGGGAGAGAUGGAAUCAACUCAAGUUAACAGAAGAUGAAAAUGCCAAAAUUGAAAUCAGAGUAGAGCAAAUUGAAAGAGUGUUGGCGGAGGGAGAUAGAUGUUUAGAAGGAAAGCUUAUCUCUGAGAGAAGGAUAAAUAAAGAGGUCAUCAAAAUGAACUUUAAGAAGGUAUGGAGAUUGAAUGGAUCCUUUAUGGUUCAUGAAAUUUGUUUGAAUUUGUUUGUGUUUGUGCUUGAGAUCCAGAAAGAUAAAGAGAAAGUUAUGAGUGGGAAACUGUGGCUAUUUGAUAAUCAGCUCCUUGUGCUGAAUGUUUUUGACGGGAUGACUCUACAAAAAAUGUGCUUCAAUUAUGAAAGUUUUUGGGUGCGUUUGAACAAUCUGCCUCUAGAUUGUAUGACUAGAGAGGUUGGUUUUCAAAUUGGAGCAACGAUUGGCAUUGUCCAUGAAGUGGACAUUAAUGACGAAGGGAUUGGUUGGGGAAGUGAUUUGAGAGUAAGAAUUGAACUGGAUGUGAGGAAGAUUAUAGCAAGGGGCAGGACAUCAAAUUUGGCAAGUAACAGAAUUUGGGUGCCAUUAACAUAUGAGAAGCUCCCCAAACUAUGUUUCAAAUGCAGGAGAAUUAAACAUGAUGGAGGGGGAUGUGAUGGAAAUGGGGAUAAAAAUCAGUAUGGGAGCUGGCUUCGAGCUCGACCAAGUCCUAGAAGGGGUGGCGUAGAGAGUAAACAAAAUCAUGGUGGAGCACAGAGGGAAGGGAGUGAGGGAUCUCAAGGAAGUGUGGGGAUAUGA